CUCUGAAAAAUGUUGAAAAGCUUUCUGGAGAUUUGGAUGGUGCUAAAUCUGGCGAUCAGUCAUUAUUUCCACGUUCUUUAUCUGCUGAAGAUACUGAUGCUGCAUUUCGAGAAAGACUGAAAAACAUGGGGAAAAUGUCAAGGAAAAAGUUUGCUCAACUGGCAAGUAUUUUUUCAAGACGAAAACGUGCAUUCAAGCCUAUUUUAGGUGAAGGCAUCAAUCCCUCACGGGACAAUUUACUAUUACAUGAAGACGAGUAUUCUGAAUUAUCUGAAGAUGAUUCUGAUACAGACUGGAACAAGAAAGGCAGCUGGAACAGUCAUCUUGGAUUAUCUGGCAAGGAUUCAACAUUAAAUCAUCACAAAAAUGAUCACAGUUGAAAAACCUGCUUCAAAUGCAACGUUUUUAAUUUAUGCAGAUGAUAAAUUCAAGACUUUUCAUCCUUGAAGAAUAUGGAAUAUUGUACAUAAUUCCCCAAACUAAUCAAGUUAUGCAUCAAGCCAAAUUAGUGUAAAAAUAAGUAAAUAUGUGUAUAUAUGUAUUAUUUUAUGCUGUAUUUUUCGUUAACAAUAACUUGUGUGCCAAUUCUUUCAUGUGCCAAUAUUUUUAAUAUUUUUAUACAAAGUUUUAAUUUAAAUGUAUUUUGCUUGUUAUGAUAUUUUGGUGAAAAAUUAAGAUAAAAAGGAUAGUAAAAAGAUAAUAAAAUAAAAGAUUAGAGAUUUUGAAGUAAAAAGAUCAAUCAAACCUCAUUUUAUGGUCAUUUAUCUUAUAGUGACAUAUUUCUGUCAAGCCAAAUGUAAUUGCUUCAAUGUUAAUUGCAUAUUGUGUCAAAUCUGAAAUAUUAGUAUUACUUUAUGUGCCAUUCAAAUUUACAAGGUAAUCUAUUUUAAAAAUUUCAGUAUUUUCCAGAAAAUCUUCCUUUUAUCUAUUUAAACUUUUAUGUUGUUAAUUGUUAUGAUUUUUAAGCUUACUUGUACUACUCACCUGGUUUCUUUCUCAUAUGAAAGGAGUGCCAAAGUAACAAAGUAUGGUUUUAAAAAGCAGGCUAAGGAUCUGAACAUGAAAAUUAGCUUGAAAUGAUCAUGUGACCAUAGCUCCAGUUUUCAUUUAGGAAUUCCUCAGAGCAAAAAUAUGACACUAUUCUUCUUUUUAACUUUCUUCGACAUCUUUAUAUUAGCAAAGCUGCAAUAUUUUGGGUGAAUUAAAAUAUGUUGAUGUAGGUGACAAUGUUUUAAUCUGACAGUCACAUAAUUCUGUGGGCUGUCUUUCAUAGAUAUAUUGGUAGGAAAGGAGUACUGGUGAGACUUUUAAUGCCUAGCAUGAGGAUAUUUUCAUUGGAAAUGAUACAGGAUCUUAAGAUGAUACUUUAUAUAUUUAAAUUACUAUAACAAGAUUUUUAAUUAUGAUAUCUAAUAUUACUGAAAACAUUUGAGAACUGUUAGAAAUUUAGAGCUGUUUCAUUUUUAAAACUGAAAGAAAACCUUCCAAUGUUAUGAUUUCCUCUAAUAGUGUUUCAUUUAACUGAAUUCCCUGUAUAGUGUUGUAUAUAAAUAAAAUUAUAUAAAUUAUUUUUAAACAGAACAUCUCUGUUAUUCUAACUUUAAUUACAUUAAUUAUAAUUACUGAAUACCUAAAAUUAAGAGAAUAUUAGUAUUUAUUUAAAAAUACCUGUUUGUCUUCUGUAUAUUAUUACAUAAUUUUAUUUUUGAUGGCCUUCCUUAUGUACUGAGUUGCCUUAUCUAAAGGAUCUUUUUUGCCAAAUCCCUGAAUGUGACCUUAUAAUGAGGUUUGACUGUAUUUUAUUGUUGGCUAUGUUUUUGAUAGUGUCUAUAAUUCUCUUUCUUUGGAUAGUAUUGAAAUAUAUUUUUUUGUUACAAAAGUUUUAUCUUUUCAAAUGUGAAACAUUUACAUAUAUAUAUUUCUACAAUGAAUUUAAUUUUAGAAAUUUGUGCUAGUAAGUGGAAAAAUUACUCUACUUUUUUGGAAAUAGCAUCUAUAUUAUAAAACAAAGAUUUGCUUGUAUAUUGUAGAGAGAAAAGGUUUUGGUCAAACAUUUAAAAACGUUUAAGCUAUAUCAAGAUUUGAAUAUAAAGGAAAUCUUUGGAAUUUAUACACAUUUAUUUAUUCACUUGUUAUGUAAUAAAUGUAUAGGUCAAUGUAUUUUUUAACAUUUUUUAAAGAAUUUUAAGUUGAUUCUAAAUAAAUUAAAGAAAUUUUAUUCUUAUUCUAAUAAAUUUUUUAUAAAACCAUAAACCAGUAUUAGUAUUCAAAGCCAUUUAAUAAUCAAUAUUAUUUGUUUGAGCAUUUUGAUAGGGUGGGAAAAGUCUUCACGUUUGAAAUAAAUGUGAAUCUUUGAGAUAUAUGAUCAGAUAAAAUGUGUUGGAAAGGAUUUUGUAUUUUACAUCGUAUCUGUUAAAUUUUUUAGCCUUACUACAAAUACAUUGUAACCAUUAGAUGGUUAUUUACUAUUUACUUCAGCAAAUUUUAGUGUUUAUUUUCGAAAUUUGGAAUGUUGUACUUAUGAUGUGAAUUAUUUAUGAACUAUAGUGACAAAAAUCCAUUAGUUAAGAACUACAUAUAAUUGCUUUAUAAUACAGUACAAAGUCUGUAAUCCGGACUCAUCGGGACUUCGGCGAUUCCGGAUUAGGGGCUUUUCCAGAUUAUAGAUCAUCAAUUUAAAUCUGGUAAGAUGGCAUGCAGAAAUUAUACUGUU
This is a messenger RNA of Stegodyphus dumicola, 2713 nucleotides long. RefSeq names its product CUE domain-containing protein 1-like. NCBI's taxonomy places the organism in Eukaryota, Metazoa, Arthropoda, Arachnida, Araneae, Eresidae. Gene Ontology annotation, molecular function: ubiquitin binding. The record is from RefSeq and is a predicted model, not a curated record.